Molecule: messenger RNA, 3039 nt
Organism: Prunus armeniaca (apricot)
Lineage: Eukaryota; Viridiplantae; Streptophyta; Magnoliopsida; Rosales; Rosaceae
Source: the annotation of a GenBank genome assembly
AUGGACUUUAACAAGCUCAUAUCAGUUCUGUUUUUCUCAUAUAAUUUUUGCAUUCAUGUCCUCAUUCUUCACUCGUGCCUUGCUUUGAGACGGAGUGGAAAUGAGACAGAUAAGCUGGCCUUGCUUGAAAUCAAGUCCAGGAUAACUGAUGACCCUUUUGGAGUCUUGACUUCAUGGAACGAGACCAACCACUUUUGCCAGUGGCAUGGUGUCACAUGCGGUCGGCGCCACCAGAGGGUCACGAGUUUGAACCUGAAUUCCUCGAAACUUGCAGGCUCAAUCUCACCGCAUGUUGGGAAUUUGAGUUUCUUGAGAGUGAUUCGUUUCCAUAACAACAGCUUCAGGUAUCAAAUCCCUCCAGAAAUCAGCCGUCUGCGCAGAUUGAAAGAUUUAGUCUUGGCGAAUAAUUCACUUGGUGGAGAAAUUCCCACCAACUUAUCAGCUUGCUCCCAACUCCUUAGGAUUUCUUGUGGCUUCAACUUGUUAGUAGGAAGCAUUCCAGAGGAGCUUGGCACUUUGUCAAAGCUAAGAGUGCUUUCAUUUACAAGAACAGCCUUACAGGAAGGGAGUAUUCCAGAUAUUUUUGGUCAACUGACCAAUUUUAAGUAUUUUGUUGCGGAUGGAAAUAGGCUGUCUGGUAUUAUCCCUCCCUCAUUCUUCAAUCUUUCUUCUAUCCUACAGCUUGCAAUUGCAAACAACAAAAUCCAAGGGACUUUGCCUUUAAACUUAGGUAGUGCCUUGCCAAAUCUCAUUUAUUUUGGUAUUGAUAACAACAAGUUUAGUGGACCUAUUCCUGCUUCAGUAUCUAAUGCCUCAAACCUAUAUCAUCUGGGACUGUUAGCAAAUCAACUACAUGGAGAAGUCCCUUCUCUGAAAAAAUUGCACCUGCUUGAGCGUUUAGUUCUUACUAAUAACCAUCUUGGGAGCGGAGAAAUUGGUGACUUGGGCUUUCUCUGUGAUUUGGCUAACGCUACUCGUUUGCAAGUUCUGAACAUCAAUAAAAACAGUUUGGAGUUCAUAGUUGCUGCAAAUAAUAUUAAAGGAAGUAUCCCAAAUGGAAUUGGAAAUCUGGUUAACUUGCAAAGCCUGUCCUUCUAUAUGAACCAAUUUUCAGGACAAAUCCCCCCUGAUGUUGGAAAGCUUCAGAAGCUAUAUGACAUUCAAGGCCAUAUCCCUACAACUUUAUCUGAGUGUCACAGUUUGGCGGCCUUAAUUCUGCGUGAGAAUAAUUUCACCGGUACCAUUCCCCAAGGAGUCUUUGGCCUCUCUUCAUUAUCUGAGUUGGACUUGUCUCAAAAUCAAUUGACCGGUUUGCUUCCCAAAGAAGUAGGAAGUUUAUUAAAUCUGGAGUAUUUAGAUGUGUCUCAAAACAUGCUAUUUGGUGAAAUUCCGGCAAGUCUAGGUAGCUGUAUAAAAACAGAACAUCUAAACAUGCAAGGAAACUUCUUACAAGGGACAAUUCCAUCAUCUCUACGUUCACUAAGAGGUAUUGAAGAUUUAAAUCUCUCUCGCAACAAUUUCUCAGGCAGGAUUCCAGAGUUCUUAGGGGAUUUUAAAUUUUUAGAAUCUUUGGAUUUAUCAUAUAACAAUUUUGAGGGCAUGGUACCAAUCAAAGGAGUUUUCAGAAAUGCCACUGCCACAUCGGUCAAAGGAAACAGUAAAGUUUGCGGCGGCAUCCCUGAGUUUCGAUUGCCAAACUGCAAACUUCAACAUGCCAGCAAGAGAAGAUUGAGCCUAACCAUGAAAUUGGUAAUCUCUUUGGUUUGUGGGAUACUUGGAGUCACUUUUGCACUAACUUUUUUGUACCUGCGUAGCUCACGGAGAGAAAAAAAGGAAAGCGCUUCAAGUGAUUCAGACAAAUUUCUCAAGGUGUCUUAUCAAAGCCUUCUAAAAGCUACUGAUGCAUUCUCCUCUACCAACUUGAUCGGCGUGGGCAGUUUUGGGUCAGUCUAUAAAGGAGUACUUGAAGAUGGUGGAACAACAAUUGCCAUCAAGGUUUUCAAUCUCGUUCGUCGUGGAGCCUACAAAAGUUUCACUGCUGAGUGUGAGGCUUUGAAAAAUAUAAGACACCGUAAUCUUGUGAAAGUACUCUCGGUGUGUUCAGGUUCUGACUAUCGCGGUAAUGAUUUCAAGGCCUUAAUUUAUGAGUUCAUGGUUAAUAGAAGUUUAGAGGAAUGGUUGCAUCCUGCUGGAACAAAUGGAGAGAUAAAUGAUGGGCAAAGGAGCUUAACUUUUUGUCAAAGAUUGAACAUAGCGAUUGACGUUGCUAUGGCGGUAGAGUAUCUCCAUCAUCAUUGUCAUACACCAGCGGUUCACUGCGACCUUAAACCCAGCAACGUGCUUCUCGACGAUGAUAUGAUUGGACAUGUAGGUGACUUUGGGUUGGCAAAAUUCCUCCCCAUAACUUCUCAAACCAGUUCUGGUAAUCAAUCAAGCUCGCUCGGAAUAAAAGGAACAAUUGGUUAUACUCCUCCAGAGUAUGGUAUGGGACACAACGUGUGGAUACAAGGAGAUGUGUACAGUUAUGGCAUUCUGCUGCUCGAGAUGUUUACAGGAAAAAAACCGACCGACAAUCUGUUUCAAGGAACUUUAACCCUUCAUAACUUUGUCAAGGCCGCUGUGCCUGAGCAAUUGGUAGAGAUUGUGGAUCCCGCUCUUGUUCAGGAAAUGGUGCAAGCGGCGAUGAGCACUAGCAAUCAUCAGUUGCCUGGAGAAAGGUUGGACAUGAGUGAUGUUGUGGCACAGAUGUGUCAGAUCAGAAAGAAGCAUACUAGUAUGGUAUGGGACAUGAAGUAUGGAAAAAAGGAGAUGCGUAUAGGAAAAAGACCAACCGAUAAAAUAUUUCAAGGGACUUCAAACCUUCGUAACCUUGUCAAAGGAAGUCUGCCUGAGGAAGUGAUGGAGAUUUCGGAUCCCGUUCUUGUUCGAGAAAAAGAAGGGGAGAUGAACGGAAACAAUCAUCUUAAUAAGGCUAGCAUACAGCUUUGGAUCAAAAUUGAAGAAAGCUUGGUUGCUAUUUUGGAAAUUGGUGUUGCUUGA